Molecule: messenger RNA, 1029 nt
Organism: Phragmites australis (common reed)
Lineage: Eukaryota; Viridiplantae; Streptophyta; Magnoliopsida; Poales; Poaceae
Product: F-box protein SKIP5-like
Exons: 5
Coding region: 127-861 (244 amino acids)
Molecular function (GO): protein binding
Source: RefSeq, a predicted model, not a curated record
CCGAAGUGGCUAGCUCUGCAGGAAGGGCCCACAGAUAAGGGGGUGAAAUCCGGGCGUGAUGUGAGAUAUCCCGUGUAGCCGUGCCCUCACCGUCGCCAACCUACCUCUCCCGAAGGGGAGAGAGAAAUGGGGAAGCGCCGGCGCGCGGCGGGGGAGGAGCUGAUUUCGCCGGUGAACAGCCUGGACGACGGCUGUCUCAUGCAUAUCUUCAGCUUCCUCAGCCCAAUCCCAGAUAGGUAUAACACCGCCCUCGUUUGCCACAGAUGGCGCUUCCUUGCUUGUCACCCUCGGUUAUGGUUGCGUGUUGAGAGGCCAAUCAGAGAUGUGAUGGAGCCUGGAGUCUAUCCAAACCUUGAAGCUGCUGUUUCUGCUGCUAGGCCUGGCGACACCAUUCUUAUCGCUGCUGGUGGUACCCAUGUUGCGUGCAAUAUCCAAAUAAAGAAGCCUAUUUGCAUUAUUGGCGGGGGUGCACUUCCUGAUGACACUGUAUUAACCUGUUCGCGUGGCUCCGACAAUGCGUUGGAGUUCCUUUCAACAUGCAAGAUUGCAAAUUUGACUAUUAGAGCGGAACUUGGAUGCUGCUUGCUGCAUCGAAGUGGUAGAUUGACUAUUGAGGAGUGUUUGCUGCAGUGUGAGCAAAACCCUCUGGACUAUCUGUCAUUUCCGAUAAUCAGCACAGCUAUUGAGUGCAACUCAUUUUCAUCACUCAAGGAGCAAGGGCACGGUGUAACUGUUGUUCGCACCCGAAUUGAAGGGGGUGCGAAGGCCAUCAGGACCAAUGGAACAUUGGCACUACAGCGUGUGCGGGCCAUCUAUUCCCGCAGCUCUGUUUUCUUCUGGUUUGAAGUAGGAGAAAAGUAGAAAUGCCUGUACACUAGCAAUAAGCUGUUGUAUUCUUGUACUUCAGUAUCUGUAUCAUUCUAGCGUUUGGCAAACUCAUGUGGCUCUCUUGUUUGUUGUAAGUUUGUAACUCAUAAUGACUACAUGAUGUUUGAAUCAACAAGGAACAUGCUGCUAUUUGGAAGUCAA